AUGAUAGAUAACAAUAAGGAAACGAUAGUGUUAUUCAUAUAUAAGAUAGUAUAUAUUUUUAUAAAAUACAUAUUAUUUAUUUAUUUCAUAUAUUUUUUAGAUGUUUUCAAAAACAUUAGAAUUAUGGGUACGGUAAUUAUUGUUUUAAGUAAUAUUAUUGUUGCCUAUUUUCUUUUAUUAACUGCUCCAUUAUUAAUUAUGAAGGCUUGGGAAGGAAUAAAUAAAGACUAAAUAAAUUUAGUUAUUUAUAUUUUAAGAUUAUUAAAGACUAUUUAUUAUUUAUUUUCUGAUUUUUAUGUGUUAUAUUAUAUUUUUUAUGGACUUACAGCUAUUGUUGGAACUGUUUAUAAUCCAUUUUUCUUUUGUUUCCAUUUAUUUGAUAUUAUUGUAAGAUAUCCUGAUUUAUUAAAUGUGGUAAAGUCUGUAUGGAUACCAAAAAAAGCUAUUAUGUAUACUUAUUUCCUUUUUAUUGUACUAAUGUAUAUUUUCACACUUUUCGGUUAUUAUUGGUUGAGAGAAUCAUAUCCUGAGGAAUAUUGUGCAAGUACUUUUAAAUGCUUAUUAACGGCUAUUGAUAGAUCUUUUAAAUAUGAUGGUGGUAUUGGAGGGUUUUUUUAAAGUUUUAGAAAAGAUGAUGGAAAUAGAGAAGAUAGUGACAUUGCAUAUUUUUUUACUAGAUUUUUCUUCGAUAAUAUUUAUUAUAUUUUACUCAUGAUUGUUAUGAUUAAUAUUGUUUCUGGUAUUAUUAUUGAUUAGUUUGGAGAAUUAAGAGAAAAAUCUAAAAAUUAUGACUCUGAUCUCAAAAAUAAAUGUUUUAUUUGUGGAUUUUCUAAUGAAGAAAUUGAAAAAGAUUCAGAUAAAAAUUAAGACUUUAAAUUUCAUACAAAGGAAGAUCAUUAUAUGUGGAAUUAUUUAUAUUAUAUUGCUUAUUUGUAAGAUAAAAAAUAAACUGAAUAUACUGGUAUUGAAAGUUACGUAGCAGAAAAAAUAGAAUAAAAAGAAAUUAGUUGGUUUCCUAUAAAUAGAGCUAUAUGUAUGAAUAAAAGUGUUCUAGUCAAAGAAAACUAAUAAGUAGUUAAUUCAUUAAAGGAAAUUAUGAAAUCAGUAAUAUUUUAUUUUAUAUAUAUUUUAGCUUAUUAUUUUUAAGCAUGA
Ichthyophthirius multifiliis is the source of this 1152-nucleotide messenger RNA. RefSeq names its product MIR domain protein. The record is from RefSeq and is a predicted model, not a curated record. Gene Ontology annotation, biological process: calcium ion transport. The transcript is spliced from 4 exons. NCBI's taxonomy places the organism in Eukaryota, Ciliophora, Oligohymenophorea, Hymenostomatida.